Molecule: messenger RNA, 2181 nt
Organism: Lontra canadensis (Northern American river otter)
Lineage: Eukaryota; Metazoa; Chordata; Mammalia; Carnivora; Mustelidae
Gene: WNT2
Product: Wnt family member 2
Exons: 5
Coding region: 334-1416 (360 amino acids)
Biological process (GO): multicellular organism development; canonical Wnt signaling pathway; cell fate commitment
Cellular component (GO): extracellular region
Molecular function (GO): cytokine activity; frizzled binding
Source: RefSeq, a predicted model, not a curated record
CCCCCUCCCUCGGCUGCUCCCGGCAGGCGGGGAGCUGAACGGCCAGGGGCGCGCAGGAGGCGCGCAGAGCUCUCGGGCUGCCCUCGCUCGCCGCGCCUGGGGAAUUGGGCUGUGGGCGAGGCGGCCAGGGCUGGCCUUUAUCGCUCGCCCCGUUGGUGGUUUGAAACUUUAUCAGCGAGUCUCGCCACUCGCCGCAGACGCGAGCGGGGGGCGGGGGCGCGGCGAGGCGCCGGCAGCCGUGACGAGGCGCUCCCGGCGCUGAGCGCUUCUGCUCGGGGCACGCAUGGCGCCCGCACACGGAGUCUGACCUGAUGCGGACGCAAGGGGGUUAAUAUGAACGCCCCUCUCGGUGGAAUCUGGCUCUGGCUCCCUCUGCUCUUGACCUGGCUCACCCCUGAGGUCAGCUCUUCAUGGUGGUACAUGAGAGCUACAGGUGGCUCCUCCAGGGUAAUGUGUGACAAUGUGCCAGGCCUGGUGAGCCGCCAGCGACAGCUGUGCCACCGGCACCCGGACGUGAUGCGGGCCAUUGGCCUGGGAGUGGCCGAGUGGACGGCAGAGUGCCAGCACCAGUUCCGCCAGCACCGCUGGAACUGCAACACGCUGGACCGGGAUCACAGCCUCUUUGGCAGGGUCCUGCUCCGAAGUAGUCGGGAAUCUGCCUUUGUUUACGCCGUCUCCUCAGCUGGAGUUGUGUUUGCCAUCACCAGGGCCUGUAGCCAAGGAGAACUAAAAUCCUGUUCCUGUGAUCCAAAGAAGAAAGGAACCGCCAAGGACAGCAAGGGCAAUUUCGACUGGGGUGGCUGCAGUGAUAACAUUGACUAUGGGAUCAAAUUUGCCCGAGCCUUUGUGGACGCCAAGGAAAGGAAGGGAAAGGAUGCCAGAGCCCUGAUGAACCUUCACAACAACAGAGCUGGCAGGAAGGCGGUAAAGCGGUUCUUGAAGCAGGAAUGCAAGUGUCACGGCGUGAGUGGCUCGUGUACUCUGCGGACAUGCUGGCUGGCCAUGGCCGACUUCAGAAGGACGGGCGAUUACCUCUGGAGGAAGUACAAUGGGGCCAUUCAGGUCGUCAUGAACCAGGAUGGCACUGGUUUCACUGUGGCUAACAAGAGGUUUAAGAAGCCAACAAAAAAUGACCUCGUGUACUUUGAGAAUUCUCCAGACUAUUGUAUCAGGGACCGAGAUGCAGGCUCCCCAGGGACAGCAGGCCGCGUGUGCAACCUGACUUCCCGCGGCAUGGACAGCUGCGAGGUCAUGUGCUGCGGGAGAGGCUACGACACCUCCCGGGUCACCCGGAUGACCAAGUGCGAGUGUAAGUUCCACUGGUGCUGUGCCGUGCGCUGUCAGGACUGUCUGGAGGCCCUGGACGUGCACACGUGCAAGGCCCCCAAGAGCGCUGACUGGGCGGCUCCCACAUGACGUCGGCGGAAGGCCCCGCCCACCUGCCCUCCUGCAAGGACUCCGUGGGAUCUGCAAGGACCCUGGGCCACUGGGCUUUCUCGGGGAGAUACUUCCUAAGGCAUGUGACCUUUGUCUCAACAGAAGCCCCUUCUCCCUCCCUUAGGGCCCCAGGACAAGGGCCACAUGCUGCACAUAAAGCAUGCCUUAUCCUCCCCGACUUCCAGCAUUCUGGGGGCACAUCUCUUCCUGGUCAGGACAGACUGCUAAGAGGGGAAGGGGGGCAGCGGCGGGGUGGGGGUUGUCGAGCUGAUCCCAGUCUCCACCCACCUAGACCUUUCCUCUUUCUGGAGCACUUGGCCAGAGGGAAAGAGUGUCCCAAAGGAGCUUUUUCUGUGUCUCACGAUAAAUGCUCACAGUUUGAGAAAUUCUGUACUUUGCUCUGGAGGAUAAAGACAGCAGGACCAAUUGCCACUGAAUUAACUUUAUAUCUUGAAAAGACAAAGCAAGGCUUCUGCCUGAUCAAGUGAUUUUCACAGCCAACCCCUCCAGGGGUAAUUGGUAAUUGCUUGGAGAAGAAUGGCUUUCAAUGGACUUUAGGUUUCAAAUACAUAUUUUUCAAGGUGUUUAUUGCCUUAUUAAAGUCUGAUGUGACAAGGUGGGACCAUUGUCCUUUGGUACAGUUUGGAAUCUUUACAAUUGCAAGAGCCUUAGAAAGGAAUUGCUCUGCAUUACUGUCCCCUUGAUAUAAAGAAGCUUUGAGGAAUGAGACUUCUUCCUUAGGAU